UAUCAGCCCUACCUACCCACAAGCGGCACACCUUUUUUUUAUCGUGCGUAAUUGAUAACCUCUCGAAAUCACGGCCAACGACGACGACAAGACCUCGACGACGACGCAUUCACCCCCAGGACCGCCAAAAUGCCGACUCGCUUCUCAAAGACACGCAAGCACCGUGGCCAUGUCAGUGCCGGUCACGGUCGCAUAGGAAAGCACAGGAAGCACCCCGGUGGUCGUGGUAUGGCUGGUGGUCAGCACCACCACCGUACCAACAUCGACAAAUACCACCCUGGUUACUUCGGUAAGGUUGGUAUGCGACGAUUCCACCUGUUGAGAAACCACCAAUGGAACCCGACUGUCAACGUUGACAAGCUCGCUUCUCUCCUUCCCCAAGACAUCCGCGAGAAGUACGUCGCCGGCGAGGCGAAAGACACAGCCCCUGUCAUUGACCUGUUGGCCCUCGGAUACUCAAAGCUCCUCGGAAAGGGACGAUGCCCUGAGAUUCCUUUCGUUGUUCGCGCCAGAUACGUCAGCAAGGACGCCGAGCGCAAGGUCACAGAGGCUGGUGGUGUCAUCGAGUUGGUCGCAUAAAUCAAAAUAGUAAAGGGCUGACGGGCAUGGCACGCGGGGAAUGGGAACAGGGAACGAUAGCAUGAAAUGACAAAAUCCGAUGAUCUGAACCAAGUAAGACACCUCGGGCGGUCACUGGGCACCAUA
Xylaria bambusicola is the source of this 705-nucleotide messenger RNA. RefSeq names its product 60S ribosomal protein. The record is from RefSeq and is a predicted model, not a curated record. The coding region runs from base 130 to 579 and encodes 149 amino acids. Lineage: Eukaryota; Fungi; Ascomycota; Sordariomycetes; Xylariales; Xylariaceae. Gene Ontology annotation, molecular function: structural constituent of ribosome. The transcript has 3 exons. Gene Ontology annotation, biological process: translation. Gene Ontology annotation, cellular component: cytosolic large ribosomal subunit.